ACCCUCAUCAAGCAGCUCAAGUCUGUGCUGGACCAAUACCCUGAUGAUGGACAGAUACUCAAGGUAAAUCUAUGCUGGACCAGUACCCUAAUGAUGGACAGAUACUCAAGGUAAAUCUAUGCUGGACCAGUGCCCUAAUGAUGGACAGAUACUCAAGGUAAUCUGUGCUGGACCAGUACCCUGAUGACGGACAGAUACUCAAGGUAAAUCUAUGCUGGACCAGUACCCUGAUGAUGGACAGAUACUCAAGGUAAGUCUGUGCUGGACCAAUACCCUGAUUAAUGACAGAUACUCAAGGUAAAUCUAUGCCUGACCAGUACCCUGGUGAAGGACAGAUACUGAAGGCAAAUCUAUGCCUGACCAAUACCCUGAUGGUGGACCGAUACUCAAGUUAGGUCUGUGCUGGACCAAUACCCUGAUGAUGGACAGAUGCUCCAGUUAGGUCUGUGCUGGACCAAUACUGUGAUGGUGGACAGAUACUCAAGGACUAAUACCCUCGUGAUGAAAAGACACUCACGUUAAAUCUGUGCUGGACCAAUACCCUGAUGAUGGACAGACACUGAAAGAGUUGAUCCAGAAUGCAGAAGAUGCUGAGGCCAGUGAGAUACGAAUACUGUAUGAUGACAGACAUAUAGACCCCGAUCCAAGACUACUAAAGAAGAAACAUUACCUAGCCUCACUACAGGCCCCAGGUCUGUGUGUGUACAAUGAUGCAUUGUUCACCAAGAAGGAUUGGAAGGGAAUCAAGAUGCUACAUGACAGUGUCAAGGAGGAGGAAGUCCUUAAGGUUGGACGGUUUGGACUUGGAUUCAAAUCUGUAUUCCAUGUCACUGACUUCCCAAGUGUCAUAAGUGGGGACACUGUGUUGUUCAUCAACCCACAAGAGAAGCAUGGUGACCGAGUCUGCUACAUGAAGAAACUGCGUGAACUUCCCAGUGGGAUAAAGAACAUGAUCCUCAACAUCUUCAGUGGCAUCUUUGGCUUUACAUCAGACACAACAGACACAGGUCAUUAUCCUGGAACCAUUUUCUGGUUCCCCCUCAGAACCAACAUCUCGAAGCUGUCCGACAACAUUUACACUGAGAAGAAAGUCAUGGAUCUGUUCCAGGCUUUUAAGGCUGAGGCAUCCAUAACUCUCUUAUUUCUGAAGUCAAUAGAGAAGAUACAGUUGUGCAGGAGACUGGAGGGAAAGACAGAAAUCCAGUUCUCAUUGCAGCUGUCUCAAGACUGUCUCCAGCAUGUUAGAGCUGAGAAGAAAGACUUCAUGAGGAAAGUGAAGGAGGUACAAGGAGAAAUACCAACAUCAUCUUUACAGAGCGAGUUGAUCGUAACUGUGGAAACACAGGAUGUUGCAGAGACUAAAUUGUCUAAAUUGUCAUCACAGAACUGGAUUGUCAUCAACUUCUACAAAGGAGGAAGUAUGACUGAAAGCUUCCGAGAUCUUUGCCAUGACACAAGUCUUUCCUACUCCCCCUUUGUGGGUCUGGCUGUUCCUUUGGGUCAACAGUGUGAAGGUCACGUGUUCUGCUUCCUCCCACUUCCUCUGCAGAGGAACAGCCCCACAGGUCUGCAGGUUCAUGUCAAUGGCUUCUUUGCUUUGAAUCAGAACCGGAGACACGUCAAGUGGCCAACAGCAGAUCAGCUUCAAAAUCAGGCUCACACAGACAAGGCUAUGGAAUGGAAUAAGUGUCUUGUGAGUGAAGUUCUGCCAGAGGUUUAUCGUAGCUUGAUAGAUAGCCUUCUUAGAUGCUGCUAUUCAUAUGAUAACUCAAUUACCAUCAUUCAACAAGUCUACAGAACAAUUCCAGAUGUUGAUGAUAUUGAUGUGCAUUGGAAGCCUCUUGUUUCAACAAUUCUGGCACAGCUUCACAAUAUCCCGUUCCUGUUCACACCGUCUGACCAGAAGAAAGGGGUCAAGAUGAAGGAUGCUUAUCUAGUGGAUGUAACCAAUGAUGCUUAUUCAUUAAUCACUGAAAUAUUUACUUUGUAUCACAGGUACAUUGUCCCAGUACCUCCAAAACUAAUGCGAACUUUAGAAAAACAUUUCAGCUCACACAUACACAAAGCUACACCUAAAGAUGUGUGUGACACACUUAGAGUGGAUAACCGUUUUACAACAUUACCAAGACAGAAGAAACUCAUGCUGCUGAAAUAUCUCCUGGAAUCGGAUGAGUACAAGCACCUGGACAGUCUGUGUCUUCUGCCAGUGGCUGACGGUAACUUUGUGGAUUUUGGAGCACAUGCAGCUGUGUUCAUUUGCUACCCGCAAGAGGAUGCCAAACUCUUCCCAGGACUUGAAAGUCAGUUGGUCUCGCUGGACCUUCCUGAGGAAUUACAACAAGCUCUGCGGAAACGGGCUUCUGCUGGAUGGCAAUGUCUUUCUGUGAUGUCAUCUGAUGCCUUCCCCAAUCUGCUCCGGGAAUGUCUGUUGAGGCAUUUCCCAGAAGGUAAUGCUGAACUGCCUUCUCCAUCCCUUGAUGUCAACUGGCUAAGGCAAGUGUGGAUCUAUAUCACAGCCCAUGGGAUUGAUGUUGAAAAAUAUUUCAGUGGUUUUCCCAUCAUGCCAGACAUUGAUGGCUGUGGCAGAGGAAAACUACUCCGCAUUGAUGAGGUCUUCAUAGCUCAGUCCGUCAGGCACUCUGAGUCACUCCCACAGAAUGUUGGUGCAGCACUGCAGAAACUAGGCAUUAUACAUUUGAUGUAUGUCCCUGAUUUUGUCCUCAACAAUCCUCAUGUUCUUGGGACAAUUAUUCAGUAUUCGACACCAGUGGGUGUUGUAAGAGCAUUAGAGACAGUAUACGCCAGAAAACGUAACACAGUUGUACAACUGUUCAAUGCUGAAUCCUCCAAAGAGGAAAGGUCUGCUUUGGUGACAUAUCUGAGCUCCUGCCAGUUGAACGAUGGAACUAAAGCUGUGUUGAGGAAGUUAAAGCUAUUUACUGCAACAGACAACAGUGAUUGCUCAGUGGAAACCUUGUAUACUCUAGCCCCUGAUGAACAAAUACCAGUAUCCUACCCUGAGAGGUACAUCCAGUGUUCAUCUCUUGCAGUCAGACCCCUGGCACUGACGCUCGGGGCAACUGCAACCCCGUUUCUUCAUGUUUGUCAACAAAUCCUUCAGCUGAUGCAGCACUGGAGUAUGCAAUAUACAGAAAGUCAAAAGGUAGAGUUUAUGGAGUUUCUGAUGGAGAAACACAUGCCUGUUGUGAAUGAAACGAGGCAAAUUGCUUCGGCAGUACAGUUCCUUUCAUCCAGUGGAGGGUCUUCUAGUCUUAGGGCUUGUGAUCUGUUCAGCCAAGACGAUCCAUUCCUGAGAGCCUUGUUCCUUGAAGAGGACAAAUUCCCAGCAGAGAGGCAUACACGAAAAGACAGACUCAGGAGAGGAUUACAAGUAAUUGGUCUUAAAACUGUGAAAGAAAUCUCAGAAAGUGAUGUUAGAACAUCAGCAAUGAAAAUUGAGGAGCUUGUUAGCAGAGGAAUGGAUUCUGAAGCAGAGCUGAAAGUAACAGCAUUCAUCACGUUCCUCGAGAGGAGCAUAGACAGAAUGGACCCAAUGAAACUAUCUGAUCUUCAGCAUCAGAAAUGCAUUCCUUGUUUGCAGAAAAAAAUAUCCAGAUAUCCCAAGUCUCUCUCAUGGAAUGGAGAAUCAGGGCCCUGUAUCUCAUCAUCAGAAGAGGUUUUUAGUUCACGACACUCAUCUAUCAUUGGGUCUGUUAGUCCAGUUGCAAAAGAAAUGGCAGAAGCUGUUGAAAGAAUUUUGGGACUUUAUAGAGAUCCACCAGUAUGUUCAGUGAUGGAUCAUCUUCAUAAUCUGGGGGCAUCUUAUGACAGUAGAGAAUGUAAUCCUUGUAUGGAGUUACUAAAGGACAUUUACAGCUUUUUUAAUUCUCCAAAUGUAUCAAUUGCAGAAGAGAAACACCAGAUGGAGUCAACAAGAUCUGUGUGGGUUGGAAUAGAAGAAGGUUUCCAGUAUCCACGGUCAGUGUAUUUAGAAAGAUCUGAAGCUGACCUGGACCUGAAGCCUUACAGAUACCAACUACCAUCUCUGUUGCAUGACUGGUGUUCAUUACUGAGUGACUGUGGCUGCCAUCAGAGACAAACCCCUGACAUGCUGACCUCUGUCCUGGAAGAAAUAAAAGAAAAGCAUGACGGAUUCAGGUCUUCCAACUUAAAGAAACCAACAGAUGUGCGACAUGACUUAAAUCUGGUUCUUCAGAUACUGAAUGAACUGCAAAAACACCCUCAAAGACAUGAAGUGUUGGUGCCAGUGCACCAGGCUUCUGAGGAUUACCUUCUCUUGUUGCCAGCAGACCAGUGCACCUACUGCAAUGCCGAUUGGCUGCAGGAUCAGAUGUCUGAUGGUUCUGAGGUAGAUGAAGAAGAGGAAAUAUUUUAUGUUCAUUCUAGCAUAUCAGAGCGGAUUGCACAAUUAAUGGGAGUCUAUUCCCUGACUGAACGUGUAAUGGAUGACACUGAAGACUUUGAUGUGGAGUAUCAUCAGUCAGAGCCAUUGACAAGACGACUGAAAAACAUUCUCCAUGAGUACACAGAUGGUUUUUCUGUCCCGAAAGAGCUGAUACAAAAUGCAGAUGAUGCCCGCGCUACAGAAGUUUGUUUCAUGUAUGAUGAGAGACAGAAUCUGAAUGCAAGAACAUUCCUCAUGAAUGAGAACAUGGCUGGUUUGCAAGGUCCAGCUCUCUGGGCCUACAAUGAUGCAAGUUUUACACAGAGUGACUUUAACAAUUUAAAGCAACUGAGCGGAGCCACUAAAGAAGAAGACACAACAAAAGUGGGAAAGUUUGGUUUGGGCUUCAAUUCUGUUUACAACCUAACUGAUGUUCCAAGCUUCAUCAGUGAAAAUACUUUGGUGAUAUUUGACCCUCACAAAUCAUACUUAGGGAAACCUGGGCUGAAAGCAAACCUCAAAAGUGUAAAAAAUCAGAGGAUGUUGAGAAAUAUGAAUGGACAAUUAAAGCCGUUCGAGGGAAUAUUUGGUUGUCAAGUCAUCAAAGAUGGAAAACGUGACACUAUAUGUCAUGGAACACUUUUCAGAUUCCCUUUGAGGACACCAGAACAGGCUGCUACAAGUGAAAUUAAAGAUUUGUCCUACUCAAGGCAUGAGAUGGAGACAUUUUUCAGAAAAUUUGCAGAAGGAUGUGGAAAUCUUACCCUUUUCACACAGUAUGUGUCAUCAGUAAAGUUCUUCUAUUUACCACGCAAUGGAGACCCAAAUACGCCAGAACUUCUCAUUCAUGUGACAAAAGCAAUAACAGACCAACGAAUUCUGUCACCUCCAAAUUCUCUUCUUAAUGAACUUACUGUGUUGGCAUAUGCAGCUCAGGAGUGGAACACCCAGUCAGGAGAGUGCCUCAAAAUAACUGAAAUAAGUGAUGUCCAGCUUGAAAUUUGUGACACAGACAUGACAAGAACACAAAAGUUAAAUCCAAGUGUGACCACCCAGUCAUGGGUCAUUACCUGGGUAACUGGUCAAAAAGAAUCGGAUAAGUUUGCACUGUCUGGAAAGCUCAAAGGAUUGCUUCCAUUAGCGGCUGUUGCAAUUCCACUGACUUUGGAAGAUGGAAGACAAGGUAUCUGUGAAAUGGCCAAAUGUCCAGCAGGAUUCUACAGAGAAGGACAUUUCUUUUGCUUUUUACCUCUGCCGGUGCACAUUCCGUUUCCAGUACAUAUCAAUGCACCAUUUGCUUUGACAACAGACAGAAAACAAUUGUGUACACAAACUGAAGAUGACAAGAUGAACUAUGAGGCUGAGUGGAAUACAGCUCUGUUUAAAGAUGCUACAUGUAGAGCUUACAUAGCUGGGCUGGAACAACUGGAGAUCACAGACCCUUCAAGCGUUGGUCAGUAUUAUGGCUUGUGGCCUACAACACCACAUGAUAAACCUGACUGCAUGGUACAAAGUUUCUAUGAGCUUAUAACAGCUGAGACACAUUGUGUGUUUCCGCAUGAUGACAAUGGUGCACUCGAAUGGCUGUCAUUUCAAGGAAUGUAUAUUCUUGAACCAAAACUUUGUUGGAAUGAUGAUAUUGCAAUGAUGGCCUUCAAAGCAACAUCUCACUUUCUAAAGUCCACAAAUAGAAAAAUCGUAGACCUUCCACUACAACUCUUCAAACAGUUUUGUCUGCCUGGACUGAAGUCGUGUGCUACUUCCAGGCUUAUCACAACAUCAGAGUUUUUCGAGACAAUCUUCUUCCCAAAUAUAAAUGACAGCUACUGGUCACCAACAGAGAGAGAUAGUUUGGUAUUGUUUGCUCUGACAUAUCAGAAUGAAAGUGUUGAAGACCUCAUAAGAACAUCCAGAUGUAUUCCGACAGAGCCUUCAGGUACUCUGAAAAUGCCAUGUGAACUAAUUCAUCCACAUAAGGAAUGUGCAAGGAUGUUUUCUAAAGAAGAUGAAUGCUUCCCAAGAGGAUUUAGGUUUCGGGGAAUCAACUUUUGUGACCAGCAGGUGGUAGGCAUUUUAUGUAAGCAUGGAAUGGUCCAAGAUGAACUCCCAUGGGAACUCCUUGUUGAGCGAGCCUUGUCGGUGGAGAAGCUAGAAAAACAGGAUGCUAAAACAGCUCACGAGAGAAGUGGACAGAUCUUAAAGUAUCUUGGCAGUGGGAUUCAUCAUGGGAAGAAAUGUUAUGUCACUUGUCCUGAAGCAAUACAAUUUCAAUUACAAAACAUCUCCUUUCUACCUGUUCAAAAACGUCCCUCAAUCUGGCCUUUAAAGUGGAAAGCAGAUGACAUAGAAGGAAAACCAUUUGCAUGUCCAAGUGAACUUUAUUUGAAGAGUGUGUCAAGCUUAGUGGCCUGUUCACAGUUAAUUUUUGAUGACUUUUUUUACCCUCAUUUCAGAGUGGACAUGGAUGUUUUGGCUUGGCUUGGUGUGAAAGGAAAGGAAGAUGCUGACCUGGCUGUAGCCUCAGAACAACUGCUCCUCGUUUCCAAAUCUAUAAAUGCACUGACGGAUGAUUCUUCUUCCUAUGAGCUUAAAAAAUUGUGCAAAGACAUAUACAAAUUUCUGAACAGAAAGUGUGGGGAAAGUGAUGCCCAGAUCGGGAUAAUACAGCAAUGUUUACAACAUCAAGAAACUGUGCUGGUAGGAAAACAGAUGGUUGAACCAGAGCAUGCUGCUUUUCAUCUGCCAACUGAUUUAUCACCCUAUCUGUAUCAAGUUGAUGAAGCAAUAGUUGACAAUAAGAUGCUUUUACAGAGCAUUGGGGUUAAAGACAAAUUUGAAGUGUCUGACCUGCUACUUGUUGUGCAGGAAGUCUCCAGAGAUACAGGUUCAAAAGAACUUUCAGAAGAUCAGUUAAAAUGGUUCGGAAGGACUACUCAGUAUCUUUCAGAGUUUGACAAAUCAUGUUUUGAUCAAGACAAGUUUGAUGUUUCACUUCCAAAUUGUGACAGAAUUCUAUCGAAAGCAACAUCACUUUGCUUUGAUGAUUAUGAAUUUGUUAAAAAUGAAUCCAUGAAGUUUGUUCAUGCAUGUGUACACCAUGAGGCAGCCAAGCUGUUAGGUGUGAAGGGAAAGCGUGCUGUUCAUCUGAAAGGACACAUUUCUCACUUUUCAUCUCCCUUUGGUCAAAGUGAAAAACUAACAACUCGAUUGAAACGAAUUCUGAGUGAAUACCCACGUGACUCUUCAAUCAUGAAAGAGCUGCUGCAGAAUGCUGAUGACGCAGGAGCAACAGAACUGAUGUUUAUAAAGGAUUUCAGACACCUGCCAAAAGAAAAAAUCUUCUCUGACGAAUGGGCUUCACUGCAAGGACCAGCACUGUGUGUCUACAAUGACAGUUAUUUUACAGAAGAUGACCUUGAAGGUAUUCAGAACUUAGGUGUAGGGAGUAAGAGUGAGGAUCCUGUAAAGACUGGGCAGUAUGGUGUUGGGUUCAAUGCUGUUUAUCAUCUGACUGAUGUUCCGUCUUUCAUCACUGUUGGCCCUGGGAUGGAAAAAUCCAUAUGUGCCCUCGACCCUCAUAUGCGGUAUCUAGAAGCCGGGGAAACUGGAAUGAAAAUAUCACAGCUGGACAGGCUAAGAGACACUUAUGCAGAUAGCUUCUGUGGAUAUCUGGAAGAUGUAGUCAAAACUGACACAAAAGGAACACUGUUCAGAUUCCCUUUGAGGACACGUGAAAUGGCAAAAAAGUCAGAGAUCACCAAGAAAGAAGUCACUCCAAAUGAUGUCAACAAAAUUUUACAGGAAUUCAAGAAUGAUAUGUUUGACUCGCUCUUAUUCCUUCAUAGUGUUAAGAAAAUAUCUAUUGCCAUUGUCAACACAGAUGGUACUUUCAAUGAAGAAUACAGUGUUACAGCAACAAUGAGUGAAGCAGAUAUGUCUGCACAUAAGGGAUUCCUUUCUCACUUGAGGAAACAGACAGCAAAGAUAAGAGACCCUUCUGCCGGAAUUGGCCUUGAUGCUGUUUCUUCUUUGGAAGCUGAAUUGUCUCUCAGUGUUGAUGAUUCAGAAGGGAACCAUCAGGAUUGGGUUGUGUUUCACCAUUGUGGAUUUUCUAAAGAAAAACCUAUUCCAGAACCUGUAAAUCAGGCCUGGGAGAAUAGGAACAUUUGUCUUUUACCACAAGGUGGUGUUGCAGUACAAAUAACUACUGGAGGAAAAGGUGAGAAACCUGUCAGGGGGAAAGCAUUUUGUACCCUGCCUCUGCCUAUCAAUACAGGGUUGCCUGUACAUGUCAAUGGACACUUUGCCUUGGAUCACGAAGCAAGAAGAAACCUUUGGCAUGGCAAUGAAGACUACCGGUCAAUCUGGAAUCGCCAUGUAGUUGAUGCAAUCAUAAUACCAGCCUAUAUGAUGGCUAUGCAUUCACUGAAGAAGAGAACUGGAAUUUUCGGGGAAAAGUCACUAAGAUGUCAAUAUGAAAGUCUCGAUCAUUAUUAUAGUUUCUUUCCACACAGGACUUCAGAAACCACGGGAGUUUGGAAUGAUGUUGUUACUUCUUUCUACAAAGAUGUCUUUCUUAACAAAAGAAAACUCUUUGGAAUUGUCAAACCUGCAAAUGGAAUGUUUUCAGAUUUCAGCCAGAACAAAAAUGACAGCAACAAGAAUCUUAAAAAGGAAGACAUGACCUGUACGGUUUUGUGGGCUCCAACUGCAAGUGGCUAUUUUAAAGUACUGGGUAGCUUUUUCACUCAAACUGAUCAAGUCUCACAAUCAGACACUGACAGAGACAAAGAUUUGACUGUGUUAUUUCCACAGAUGCAUGAACAGAAGCAGAAAAACGAGAGAGCAUGGCAGCUUACUGAGAUUCUUAAGGACUUGAACAUGAAUAUCAUAGAUGUUCCAUGGUCGAUUUAUGAAAAUAUCAAAGCCAUUUGCACUGAAAGUGAGCUGAACGUUGUCACACCAGAAAGUGUUAUGCAGUUCCUGAAAUCGCACGUAUCUGACACCAAAGAUAGCUGUAAUCUUGAAUCUCUACCACAGGACCUAGAAGCCACAUCCCUAAAGAGCAUCAAAUCACUAAAAUUAUUGACAGAAUUCUGUGAAAAGCAUGCAACAUUUGGUUCUGAAUUGCAAUCUUUGCCACUUGCAUUGACUGAAUCACAUCAACUGCAUUGUUUUGAUGCUGAAAAUGCAUUGUUUGUGACAAUGUACACUGAUCUAUUUGUUAGAACACCUGAUGAGGUGCUGGAUAGAGGAAUCAGUUUAAUGUAUACAAAAUACCUCAAAGAAUCAGACUGUAUAAAAGAUCUUGAUGUCACCUCACUGGCAUUAUUGACUGAAAAGACAUUUUCUAGAGACGUUUUGCACACUGGCAAACCAGUCCCAUGGGAGGUCUCAGAAGAUCUUCCGACCAAGAAAUGGAUCUUUCUAUUUUGGAAUAUUUUGUCUCAGCAAAUGUGCAGUAUCAAGGAUGAAGAGUCAUUUGACACACAGACGUUUUUUGGCUGAACU
Messenger RNA from Haliotis rubra (blacklip abalone), 9916 nucleotides. RefSeq names its product sacsin-like. The coding region runs from base 749 to 9913 and encodes 3054 amino acids. NCBI's taxonomy places the organism in Eukaryota, Metazoa, Mollusca, Gastropoda, Lepetellida, Haliotidae. The record is from RefSeq and is a predicted model, not a curated record. Gene Ontology annotation, molecular function: Hsp70 protein binding. The transcript is spliced from 6 exons.